AUGAAACCAACAACAACCCUCCUCCUCACCGGCCUCCUAGCCCUCGCCACCGGCACCCUCGCCGACAAAACCUGCACCCCGAGUUUCGAUUACUGCGCUAAUAAGCUGUUGAGUUCGAAGGGAUUCACGGAGAAUGACCUCAAGACGGCACUGCAGGGGACCGGGCUGGAGAAUGACGAUCUAGCGGAUAUCUUGUUCCAUUGCAAGAAUCCGGGGGAUGUGGGGCAUGCGCAGCUGUGUGCGGGGGGUUGUAAGGAUCCGGCGACGGAGGGGAGUCAUGGGUGUUCUGGUUAG
This is a messenger RNA of Aspergillus fijiensis CBS 313.89, 294 nucleotides long. RefSeq lists its product as uncharacterized. The record is from RefSeq and is a predicted model, not a curated record. Bases 1 to 294 code for a protein of 97 amino acids. NCBI's taxonomy places the organism in Eukaryota, Fungi, Ascomycota, Eurotiomycetes, Eurotiales, Aspergillaceae. The transcript has 2 exons.